AUGUUGAAUUUAAAGACAUUCCUGAUGACGCUGGGCUUCACCCGACUUGUUAGCGGCGGUUCAUUGAUAAGAAGCGUUUGGACUCUGCCGAAAUACUGGCCAAUCGGCUGGAUGUGGGUCAAGACGAGUUUGUGGAAUCGGACAACGUUUCAGUCUCAACAAGUGACAUUCCAAAGAAAAAAAACGGACAAGAGAGUGACUGUGGGAGGCAAACGGCAGAGGGACCAUCUUUCACAGGCACAAACGCUUUCAGCAGGCCAGUUGAUGAACGCUGCCAGGAUAAAGCAAGACAGUAGCAUUCUCUUGCAUACUGAAGACAGAGACUGUGUGGCCAUGGAGGUGUGGUACCACAAGUCCUGUUCCAGACAGUACACCAGCUUCAUGACAAAGUCUGAUGUAACACUUACUGGAACCGCAGAUGAAGAAGUAAGUGAACCAACCUUUAAUGCCAGCUACAACAUAUUCUGCGAGAGGAUCAUCCGCCAAAGGAUAAUUGUUAAUCAGGAGGUGCUGAGAAUGAACCAGCUACGACCAAUGUUUUUAAAUACGAUGCAAAAACAUGAAGAUUGUGAUGCUUCAAACUACAGGCAGGAUAAAUUAAAGAGAAGGCUGACUCUGGACUUUCCCCAACUGGUGUUUCAAGCGCAACAUCUGCGAACUGUUUUUUGUUGAGACAUUGUCUGCAGAUAAGCUGAUAGACAGGCUACCUCAUCCAUCAGGUACAGACACAACUGAGUCAACUGAAGUAAGCCAAGGUGAAAGUGACACUGAACACAUGGCAAGAACACCAGCUGGUCCGCAAACUACUGAGAACACGAGGACACUUUAUAGUGCAUCGCUGAUAUUGAAGCAGCUACUAUGUGACUCUCCCGGUAUGACGUGCCUCUGGCCACCCACAUCAGAUGAUUUAAAUGUGUCCCAUGCAAAAUCUGUUGUGCCACUUGAAAUGUACAAUGUUAUUGCUUGGAUUGUAGGUGCAACAGAGGAACCAACACUAGCCUGUUAUGUUGAUAUUCCAGGAGAUGUGAACCUAAAAGUGAUAUCUGUUUGUCAAGACAUUAUGUAUCUUGCAUCUAAAGGUCGGAGGCAGGCACCCAAAUCAUUAUGUCUUGGUCUAAGUAUUCGGCAUUUAGCAGGUUCCUCACAAGUUGUGUCACUGCUGAGUGGACUAGGACAUUGUGCUUCAUGAGACAUUCUCUCAAAGGUAUAAUGUCUGCCCCUUCACCCAAUGGCAAUGGAUGGCACAUUGAGGAUGGUGAGUUAAAAGCAGUGUUGGGACUAACGCGUUACUUUGUAACGCGUUACUGUAACGCCGUUAGUUUCGGCGGUAACUAGUAAUCUAACGCGUUAUUUUUUAUAUUCAGUAACUCAGUUACCGUUACUACAUGAUGCGUUACUGCGUUAUUUUACGUUACUUUUUAUGUAGUAUAAAGUGUGUUUUAUCGGAGCGCUGCUGUGUCAUCGUUCUGAU
Nerophis lumbriciformis (worm pipefish) is the source of this 1471-nucleotide messenger RNA. RefSeq lists its product as uncharacterized. The record is from RefSeq and is a predicted model, not a curated record. NCBI's taxonomy places the organism in Eukaryota, Metazoa, Chordata, Actinopteri, Syngnathiformes, Syngnathidae.